UGGCUUCACUGGCAACCUGCGACUGAGCUGCCCCAUUAGAGCCAAAGGAAGACGAGGCUGAAACAAAGGGAAUCCGAGCUCAUGGAGCACAAUCACAUCUACAGCAGCCUGUCAGCCAACAGCAGCGCCUGGGUUGCGGGUCAGCCCCCCCCCGGGCUCCAAGCCUGUCCCCUGGGGACCCUGCCUGUCAUCUACUACAGCGCACUGCUCUGCCUCGGCCUCCCCGCAAACAUCCUCACAGUGAUCAUCCUGUCACAGCUGGUGCUGCGGCGCCAGAAGUCCUCCUAUAACUACCUUCUGGCGCUGGCGGUGGCGGACAUCUUGGUGCUCUUCCUUAUCGUCUUCGUGGACUUCUUGCUAGAGGACUUCAUCCUGGGCAGCCAGCUGCCCCCCUCCCUCAACAAGGCGGUGCAGGUGUUGGAGUUUGCCUCCAUGCACACCUCCAUAUGGAUCGCCGUGCCGCUGACGGUGGAUCGCUACAUCGCCGUGUGCCACCCGCUGCGCUACCACGCCAUGUCCUACCCUGCCCGCACGCGUCGCAUCAUCCUGCUCGUCUACCUGGGCUGCCUGCUCUCUAGCACCCCCUACUACUGGUGGCCAGAGCUCUUGCAGGGCCUGCCCACUGGAGCUAGCAGCCCCGGCCAGCACGUGCUAGUGUGGGCGCACUGCGUCACCGCCUACCUGGUGCCCUGCUCCAUCUUCUUUGUCCUAAACUCGGUGAUUGUCCACAAGCUUCAUCGCCGGAGCUGCUUCCGCCUGCGGGGCUACUCCACGGGCAAGACCACCCCAUUCUCCUGGCUAUCACCUCNCGCCAUUCUCCUGGCUAUCACCUCUGUCUUCGCCGUGCUGUGGGCACCACGUGUCGUCAUGAUCCUCUACCACCUAUAUGCAGCGCUGCCCUCGGCGCCGGGCCCGGCCCGCCUCCUCCACCUCAUCACCGACGUAGCCAACAUGCUGGCGCUCCUCAACACCGGUGUCAACUUCUUCCUGUACUGCUUCAUCAGCAAGCGCUUCCGGGUCAUGGCCGCCACCACACUCAGGGCUUUCUUCCGGUGCAGGAAGCAGCCGGCUCACUUCUACGCCGGUCACAACUUCUCCAUCACCAGCAGUCCCUGGAUCUCGCCGGCAAACUCCCAUCGCAUCAAAAUGCUGGUCUACCAGUAUGACAAGAACGGAAAGCCGGUCUGCAUCUCCUCCUGAGAUUCACCUCUCUAGUUUUUUUUUGGAGAUACUGAAUUUUCCCAGUAUGAGCUGU
Molecule: messenger RNA, 1255 nt
Organism: Paramormyrops kingsleyae
Lineage: Eukaryota; Metazoa; Chordata; Actinopteri; Osteoglossiformes; Mormyridae
Product: probable G-protein coupled receptor 139
Biological process (GO): phospholipase C-activating G protein-coupled receptor signaling pathway
Cellular component (GO): plasma membrane
Molecular function (GO): neuropeptide receptor activity
Source: RefSeq, a predicted model, not a curated record